This is a messenger RNA of Morone saxatilis (striped sea-bass), 3342 nucleotides long. It is a transcript of the gene pgap3, whose product is annotated as post-GPI attachment to proteins phospholipase 3. The transcript has 8 exons. The coding region runs from base 1 to 1056 and encodes 351 amino acids. NCBI's taxonomy places the organism in Eukaryota, Metazoa, Chordata, Actinopteri, Moronidae. Gene Ontology annotation, molecular function: hydrolase activity, acting on ester bonds. Gene Ontology annotation, biological process: GPI anchor biosynthetic process. Gene Ontology annotation, cellular component: endoplasmic reticulum membrane. The record is from RefSeq and is a predicted model, not a curated record.
AUGCCGCUGUCGUCCCCCCGCCGUGCCUUUGUGAGCUCUGACCAGCCGAGACCCACCGCCAUGGCCUCAGCGUUACCCCGCUGCACAUCUGUCAGACUCCCCGCGGUGGCCACCGUCGUCCUGCUCCUGAUGUCGGUGACCACUGUACAGUCCUCUCAAGGCGACAAGGAGCCGGUUUACCGUGACUGUGUGAAGCAGUGUGUCCGGACCAACUGCACCGGAGCUCGGCUACGGGGCUUCCAGUCUGCCCAGCCGCAGUACAUGGCGCUGACAGGUUGGACAUGUCGUGAUGACUGUCGCUACCAAUGCAUGUGGACCACCGUGGGGCUUUAUCAGGCCGAGGGGUACAGGGUCCCACAGUUCCACGGCAAGUGGCCGUUUGCGCGCUUCCUGUGUUUUGAGGAGCCAGCUUCUGCCCUGGCCUCUCUGCUCAAUGGCCUGGCUUGCCUUCUAAUGCUGCUGCGCUAUCGGAGCACGGUGCCACGCCAAAGCCCGAUGUACCACACCAUCAACGCCUUCUCUCUGGUUUCUCUCAAUGCCUGGUUCUGGUCCACAGUGUUUCACACCCGGGACACGUAUCUAACUGAGAAAAUGGACUAUUUCUGUGCAACGGCAGUCAUUCUGUACUCGAUCUACCUAUGCUGUGUCAGAACAUUGGGUCUGAGGCGACCUGGGGUGUCCAGCAUGGUGGGAGUGCUGCUCAUCUUGGCCUUUACCUCGCAUGUGUCCUACUUGACCUUUGUCAGUUUCGACUACGGCUACAACAUGGCUGCUAACGCCACUAUCGGCAUGGUGAACCUCCUGUGGUGGCUGUGUUGGUGCUGGCAGAACCGGCGGACCCUGCCAUACUGGUGGAAGUGCGGCCUGGUGGUGCUGCUGCUUCAUGGUCUGGCCCUGUUGGAGCUGCUGGACUUCCCUCCAAUGCUCUGGAUCCUAGAUGCUCACGCUGUGUGGCACCUGAGCACCAUACCAGUCCACUUCCUUUUCUACAGUUUCCUGAUAGAUGACAGCCUCUAUCUACUAAACACAGAGAAGAUGGGUGUCAAAGUGGAGUAGGAGGAGCUCAUCACCUCUUCACCACGCCUACACCCUCGCACCUCUCCAAUCAGGGCAGCCGAACACGGAAGUAGCUCAGCCUCCCAGAUGACAUGCAUGACAGCAUUAUGACUUCCAUCAAAGUAGACUUUGUUUACAUUUCUCGUUUUAAUUGUUUCGUUUUUAUGGAUAAUUUCUUUCUUCUUUUAGAAUGAUCAAGAUUGAUGUUUGCUCUACUUAUCUUUGCCUUGUACUGACGUGCUCUACGGUUCUUUUGCCAUUCGCAAAAAAUGACUUCAAAACAGGAUGCAAGAAAAGGUUUACCACAGCAGACCCAGUUUUUGACUUCCAGUUGGGAUGCAUAUCCUGUUUCUUUUGACUCUCGGGUACUUUGAAAUUGAAUCUCUGCACCCGCGAUUUGACUCUCACCAGCCUCUUGGAAGUCCGACAUGUUAGUUUCUGCACAAAUGGCAGUUUGCGGUGGCUGACAAUAGAUGGCACCAAAUCUCUUGUCAGGCCAUCAUAACCUACUACUGUGUGGUACAGCAUGUGUCAGGGUCCAUCUGUGCCAAAAGUGGACUGGCGGACACAGAGAGGUGCCCCUUGUGAAGGGAGAUUGUUCUAGAGAGAGGGGGAAGGGGGUUUAUGUUUGGAGGCCAUACUAGCUGACUGUGUUUUUUUUUUUCUUUUCUCGCCAUCACACCUUUAUUUUUGUGCCUCUGUUGUUUCCACUGCUGCUUUUGUGUCUCUUCUUUAUAAUUUCAGAUCUUCAUUCUCAUCAGCUGCCUUUUCAGUCCUUUUGUUUGUCUUCGACCAAUUUGUGCUUUAAUCUGUUGACAGUUUUACUUUGAUUACUUGAUUUUGAAUUUGGGUGGGAUAUGUCUGAUGAUCAUAAGAUGGAAAUGUUACACUUAUUCACCUGGAUUGCCUUUAAGUGUGAGGAAAAGGAGAAAAUGAUUGAGGUAGGAAUAAUAAGCUACAGCAGGAAGCUGCAGUCAGUGGGGCUUUUUAUUUUACAUCAAGAGUUUCUAAUAAAUUCUGGGGUUAGGUGGUGUGUGUGAAUGAGUGUUCACGUGUUUGUUUGACGCCCAUUAUUUGGAUUUGGUUGCAUUUGUUGGUGUAAUAUUUCCCAGAAUGGCACACACACACACAAAACCAGCUGCUUUACAGAUAACUGCCCCAUCAUGUAAAAUACUCCUUUUUGUUUCCCUCCAUGUCUGCCUUACACACUGUAUCAUAACUUGCUUGUCAAUGACAAUAUUUCUUUUUUUUAAUCAGAUCUUUUUUUGCUCUCAAAGUUAGCACCAUGCUCUUGAAUUCAUACCACGUAUGUCUUCAUCCCUCAGAGUUUCCCUUCCAUAUGUGCACUUUACGUGUGAGUCUGUACAUUUACAUGCAUUUUUUGUUUGAAAUUCUGCCCAUGCCUUUUGUAUUUCUGUGCGAGAAUGUGAACAAUGACCAGUACGUGUGUACACAUUGCCUUGACUCGACAUUGUGUUGUUUUUGCCAUCAUAAACUGAAUCACUGUGUGUGUGUGUGUGUGUGUGAGAAAGAGAGAGAGCUAGAUUGUGCUUGAUCCUUUUCUAAAGCGACUGAUGUGUGAGAAUGUCUGUGUGUGUAUGUUGGAGGUUUGCUGCGUGAAUAUGUGUGAGACGACGGGUAAAUUUAGCUUUGCUGACAGCCUGUGAUGGGGGUGGGGGAAGACCGAGGGCGACAGACAUGGAGAGGUUGUCGUAGGUUUGGGUGGCAAAAAGAUUCCAGAAAUCACAGCAGAAAUACUGAGCUCAUGAGAUAAGAAACGUUAUAUAGUGCAUAUUGUAAUUGUUAUGGGCCAAGAUAUAUUAUCAAAAGUAGUAAUGUUUAUAAAGCACUGAGAUUCAUAAAAAGGUGUCUGUGGCCCAAUUAUGACAAAAGACAUACUUAUAAAAAGCUAAAACAAGACUUGUUUGAACAAAAUCUAAUUUCAGUUUACCACAAAAUCAUUGCCAACUCAAAACUGAAAGUGUUUUGUCUUCUGAUAGAAAACUUGUUAAAUAAUUUCACUGGUAUUUGUUUUAAUAAGUUGAAGAUUUCCUGAGGAAUUAGCAUGAAACAAUCUCCAAAGUUUUUGCUCUGUAAAUCAUUUCACUGUUUACUUCAUUCUUCCUCACUAAUAACCUCCUGUUGUCUCACUCAUCUGCUGCCCCCUGCCUGCUGCCCUGUGCACAUCCACCUCUCCUACUGAGUGCACUCUCCUCCACCUCACAUCUAAUAGUUGACCAAAAAAAAAAUCUGAAAGAAAUUGAGCAAAUAAAAGUAUUCUUUGUU